AUAUCCUUUGGUUGAGUUUGUUGGGUUAGAUAUAUCUCCACUCCAAUCGACACAGAUAAAACCUAAAAAUUUCACAUUUAUUAAAGCAAAUGUUAUAGAAGGAAUACCAUUCGAGGACAAUUAUUUUGAUUUUGUAUUUCAACGAUUUCUGGUUUGCGGGUAUAACAAAGAGAAGUGGCCUUUUGCAAUAAAUGAAUUGGUUAGAGUUUUAAAACCGGGUGGAUUCCUAGAAUUAUGCGAACCUUCUCAGAUGGUUGAUUUAGGUCCAGUAUCUCGGCGUUUAUAUGAUGGUGAAAUGGGAAUAUUUGAACAACGAGGCUCAGAUAUUCAUAUAUAUCAAAAGUUAGAGGACUAUUUACAAAGCCAAGGCCAAUUAGAAAAUAUUAAAAAAGAAACAAAACUAUAUCCUCAUGGCAUAAAGUAUAAUAAUGAUAUUCAACUUUGUAAAAUG
Messenger RNA from Dentiscutata heterogama, 451 nucleotides. The record is from the annotation of a GenBank genome assembly. NCBI's taxonomy places the organism in Eukaryota, Fungi, Glomeromycota, Glomeromycetes, Diversisporales, Gigasporaceae.